Xenopus laevis (African clawed frog) is the source of this 1451-nucleotide messenger RNA. RefSeq names its product MAPK activated protein kinase 3 S homeolog (gene mapkapk3.S). Lineage: Eukaryota; Metazoa; Chordata; Amphibia; Anura; Pipidae. Gene Ontology annotation, molecular function: transferase activity; nucleotide binding; protein kinase activity. The transcript has 10 exons. The coding region runs from base 138 to 1265 and encodes 375 amino acids. The record is from RefSeq and is a predicted model, not a curated record.
UCCCACCCCUUCCUUGGUACAGGCACAGAUGAGCUGUGGGAGGCUCUUGUCACAGUCACAGGGACUUUAGCACUCGACUUUAAGCUCCCGACAUGAAGCUUUGGCUGGUGACUGGCACAGAGGCCUAAGUUGGCAUUAUGGAGGAGAAUGCCAAUGUACAGGAGACGGGGGACCAGGAAACCCUCCCACCAGCCCAACCUGUUAAGCAGGAGAUUAAGCGACAUGCCAUCACUGAUGAUUACAAAGUGUCAAAGCAGGUGCUGGGCCUGGGUAUCAAUGGCAAAGUGUUGGAAUGUUACCGCAGGGAUACCGGGCAGAAGUGUGCACUCAAGAUCCUAUAUGAUAGCCCCAAAGCUCGACGAGAGGUGGAGUGUCACAUUAGAGCAUCUGGAGGACCACACAUUGUACAUGUGCUAGAUGUGUAUGAAAACAUACAUCGCUCAAAGAGAUGCUUGCUCAUCGUCAUGGACUGCAUGCAGGGUGGGGAGCUGUUCACUCGCAUCCAGAAGAGAGGCGACCAAGCGUUCACUGAAAGAGAGGCUUCAGAGAUCAUGCGGGACAUAGGAAUGGCCAUACAGCAUCUCCAUGGAAUGAAUAUCGCUCACAGGGAUGUUAAGCCAGAAAAUCUCCUCUACACCAGCAAGGAGAGCAAUGCAGAGCUGAAGAUCACAGAUUUUGGCUUUUCCAAAGAAACAACAGUUCAAAAUGCGCUCCAGACUCCAUGCUAUACGCCGUAUUAUGUGGCCCCUGAAGUGUUGGGCCCAGAAAAGUAUGAUAAAUCAUGCGACAUGUGGUCACUGGGAGUCAUCAUGUAUAUACUUCUCUGUGGGUAUCCUCCUUUCUAUUCUAACACAGGUCAGGCCAUCUCCCCGGGAAUGAAAAAACGGAUCCGCAUGGGACAGUAUGAGUUUCCAGCACCUGAGUGGAAUGAUGUGUCAGAGGAAGCCAAGCAGAUGAUCCAACACUUGCUGAAGACUGACCCAUCUGAGAGGAUGUCUAUUACCCAGUUCAUGAACCAUCCAUGGAUAAAUCAAUAUAUGGUGGUGCCUCAGACUCCUCUGCACACAGCUCGAGUUCUGCAGGAGGACAAAGAGCACUGGAAUGAGGUUAAGGAAGAGAUGACGAGUGCUUUGGCCACAAUGAGAGUAGAUUAUGACCAGGUAAAAAUCAAAGAUCUCAGCUCCUCCACCAAUAAACUCCUCAACAAACGACGCAAAAAACAAACUGAUGGAAACCCAAACGCUACCAGCUGUAACAACCAAUAAGACUGUUCCAGAAAUAGCAUCUGCAAGACUGCUGGACCUAUGGCAACUGGGCCUUUAUGUCAUGUGAUUACAGAACAACUGCAUCUCCUGGACUUUGUUUAUCAUUUUAAUCACUUUCAUGUAUUGUAGAACAUUCUGUAAGUGGAAACUUAACCCUGUGUACAUAAUAUACAUAUUUGUGUAACA